AUGAAUAGGCAGGCUUCGUAUGCUGAUGCCAGUGCCAAUCCAUAUGCUGCUUCUCAAAUGCAGAUGCAGCAGAUAUCUGCACAGAGAAUUCAGCAGAAUGCUGCAAUGAGUAAUUUUCCAGGGCGACUUAACUCUUUACCUGCAGAGCAUGGAAAUAAUUCUGGUGUUCCGUCGCAGAUGCAGCAGAUACCUGCACAGAGGUUUCAACACAAUGCUGCAAUGAGUAAUUUUCCAGGACAUAUUGAUUCUUUACCUGCAGAGCAAGGAAAUAAUUCUAGAGGUCCAUCUCUGUGGGAUAGAGAUGCAUCAAUAGUGUCAAAUUCAAAACAGAUGCCAACUCAUCCAUACACUGACCCAAGAAAAGGAGGCAAUUCCAUCCAGUCUUAUCACCAGAGACCGGUAUUGGAUUCAAAAAGUGAUUUUGGAAACCAUGUUAAUACAGAGAUAGGACCACAGGCCCACGAGGAAGACAUGGAAAUAGGAUAUGAAGACAAGCCUUCUCAUUUGAAUUUUGAAGGUCUCGAAGAGAGAUUCCAAGAAGAAAUCUUGAAGCUAAUAAAGGAACAAAUUGAUGCAGAAAACGCAGAAAAUGCUAGGCAUAGAGAGAAGAUAAUGGAGAUCAAUAACAAGUACCAGGAGAAAUUAUCAGUUCUUCGAGCACAACAAGCUAAUCGAAGAGAAGAGUUUCUUCGCAGGGAGUCACAGGCAAGACUACAACAGUAUCAGCAAGCUGGAAUGAACUAUCUCCUGGACAGAACCGGCCCCAACAACCCUCAUGGUCAUGUUCCGGCUGUCCCUCCACAACCAUAUCCAACUGGUCACAUGGAUCGUAUUAACUCUUAUAGCCAAUCACCAUUUCCCGGUGUGGGAGGAAACCGAGGAACUGAAGGACGGGUCCCAUAUCCUCAGGGUCGAGUUUACAACAAUGCGAGUGGUCGUUCUUAA
Molecule: messenger RNA, 945 nt
Organism: Fraxinus pennsylvanica
Lineage: Eukaryota; Viridiplantae; Streptophyta; Magnoliopsida; Lamiales; Oleaceae
Source: the annotation of a GenBank genome assembly